GUUUGGUCACACACUCCAAUUUGACACCUGGAUAGAAAACAUGAUACAUGUAUCUUGCUUCCUCAGCUGGCUAUAAAUCAUCAAUCCACAACACCAUACCCAUGCAAAUUCAUCACAACACACUACUAAAGCCAAAACCCUCUUACUCUUGCCCCAAAAAAUUAAAAAACAAACCAAUAAUAUAAUAAAAUGGCCAAUUUUUCCAUACUAGUCUUUCUCCUUCUUCUCUUCACCACCAACACUUUCUCCCUCCAACAAGAAAUAGAGCUACUAAAAAUGACCCAAACCCAAGUUUCACAAAUCAUGAACAAUUUGUUAGGGAAACUUGGAAAUGAAGCCAUGCUAGUUGUUGAUGAUCAUUCACACCAAAAUUAUUCAAGUACUAGUGUGGCUCUAAGAGAUUGUGCUAAUCUCUAUGAGGAGAGUGAGUAUAGGCUUUCUUACAUGAUGAACUACUCAAUGAAUAGUAGCUAUUAUUAUUAUGACAAUGAUGAUGCACUUUCUUGGGUUAGUGCUUUGAUGACAAACCAACAAACUUGUUUGGAUGGAUUGAAGGAAAAAGGGUAUGUUGGUGCUCAUGAUGAGGUUUUGGAAAAUGGAAACUUGACCAUGUUGCUUGGUCAAGCUCUUGAUUUGUAUGCUAAGAGAAAAGGCAAAGCAAAACCAAAAGGAGCAGCAGAGAGAGCAUUUUCCAGAUCAUCAAGUAAUGGUGGAAUAAUGUUAGCAUCAUGGAAUCCAUCAACAUCGAAAGCAGACUUCAUAGUAUCACAAGAUGGGUCAGGAACACACAGAACAAUAAGAGAUGCAGUGGAAGCACUUGCUUCAAGGGGUAGCAAGAAUGAAGAAAGAAGAAUUAUUUAUGUUAGAGCAGGUGUGUACCAUGAGAAGGUUGUGAUUGGACCCAAAUUGAAGAAUGUGAUGUUUGUUGGAGAUGGCAUGGACAGAACCAUUGUCACUGGAAGCAGAAGUGCUGCUGAUGGUUCUAGUACUCUUGGUUCAGCCACAUUUGAUAUAUCUGGAGAUGGAUUUUGGGCAAGAGACAUGACAUUUGAAAACACAGCAGGACCAAGGAAGCACCAAGCAGUAGCACUAAAAUCAGGUUCAGACUUUUCAGUUUUCUACAGAUGCAGAUUCAGAGCAUACCAAGACACACUCUAUGUCUAUGCUAACCGCCAAUUCUACCGAGAUUGCCAAAUCUAUGGAACCAUAGACUUCAUCUUCGGAGAUGCCACAGUUGUCAUUCAAAACAGUGACAUCUAUGUGAGAAAACCAAUGUCGUCCCAAUCAAACUAUAUAACAGCACAAGGGAGAGAAAAUCCUAAAAAACCAACUGGGAUUUCAAUAAUCAAUUGUAAGGUUAGGCCAACAAGUGAUUUUGUUACAUCUGAGAGUUCAAUCAAGACAUUCUUGGGUAGGCCUUGGAAGAAGUAUUCUAGGACUGUGGUGAUGAAGAGUGAUUUGGAUGGUUUGAUUGAUCCGAAAGGGUGGGGGCCAUGGGACGGUGAAUUUGCAAUUAGGACUUUGUAUUAUGGUGAGUAUAUGAAUUAUGGGAGUGGUGCUUCUUUAAGGAAUAGGGUUAAUUGGCCUGGCUUUCAUGUUUUGAAUAGUGCUAAUGAGGCUUCUCCUUUUAGUGUUGGUGAGUUCUUGCAAGGUGGUAGGUGGAUUCCAGCUUCUGGGGUUCCAUUUUCCUCUGGGAUCUAA
Molecule: messenger RNA, 1701 nt
Organism: Arachis stenosperma
Lineage: Eukaryota; Viridiplantae; Streptophyta; Magnoliopsida; Fabales; Fabaceae
Product: pectinesterase-like
Exons: 3
Coding region: 190-1701 (503 amino acids)
Biological process (GO): cell wall modification
Molecular function (GO): pectinesterase activity; pectinesterase inhibitor activity
Source: RefSeq, a predicted model, not a curated record